AUGAAGUUCCUUGUUCAGUUUGUGCUCGAGCUGCUGCCAUUCCGCAUGCCCGAGUUUGCAGCCGCGGCCGAGUGGGCGAACGUCCCAUUCACCGUCCUGCUCGCACUCCCAAACAAUGACACUUCGCCAUACUCAAUCAUCGAUAUGCCGUCGGAGGAGGACGCCAAGCGCGUGGUUGAGCGAUGCGCGCUCGUGCGAUCCAUCUACUUGUACCUGGGACACGGCGACAGUUACGAGCAGCUCGGAAGGUCGCGUUUUGCUGCGCUCGCGCCUGCACGCUCGUUUAGCUGCACAGUCGCGGCAUGCUAUCGCCGAUUGUCAUUGCAAGACAAGGAGGAGCGACGCAGGCGGCUUGACUACAUUGACUUUCCCGGGCCCAUUGACAUGAAGAAUCCAGAGGUUGCCCUGCAUCUUCUCGAGCUGUACGACGGCACAGUGCUGCAUUCCACCGACGCACCCUUCUACGGCGUGUUCUUUGCGUUGUGGCUGCGAGAUGGUGUUCGGUCCCUGGUCACGCACUAUUCGCUCAAGACCCGCACAUACAUCAACACAACGUCAAUGAACGAGACGCUGGCGUUUUUGAUGGCUCACCAAGCGUUGAUUAAGCCAGGAAGCGUGGUCUUUGAUCCUUUUGCUGGAAGCUGCGGCAUGCUGGUGCCUUGCGCUCACUAUGGCGCAUUUAUCGUGGGAGGAGACAUUGAUCCUCGAAUGAUGAGUGCCAAAGAUCCAACUCACAAUGCUCGCAUGAGCUUUGUGCAGUACAAACUGGAAUCACAGUUGCUAGAUGUUGUGGUCACUGACAAUUCGCAUAGCACGUUCCGUGGCAAUGUCAAGUUUGAUGCCAUUCUUUCUGAUCCGCCAUACGGCAUUCGCGAAGCGGCCAAGAAAAUUGCUCAAGUUCCCAACGCGAAGCCGAUUCCGCUUGAAAAGCGUGCUGCGCACAUUCCACGCAAGAUUCAGUACGCCCAAGAUUUGCUCAUCUGCGACCUUGUGGACUUUGCUGCUACGCAUCUUGUGGUCGGUGGACGCCUGGUCUUUUGGAUGCCGACACACGAUGAGCCUCUCGAUGAAUACGUCCCCAUCCACCCUGCUAUGAGGCUGAUCAGUAACAGCUCGCAACCGAUGGCUGGCCGCCGUCACCGUAUCAUGGUCACGCUGCAAAAGCUGCACGAUCCGACGCCAACUGAGCGAGCGACAAUCUCUGAAAAGUACGCCCAGAUCAUGUUUGAAAACUCGCGUUCGACCCAAUCCAAGAUCAAGUACCAAGCGGAAUUGGCAGAGCAGGCGGAGCAAGAGCGGAUAGCUGCCACGAGUCCCGGUGACAAUGCAUAA
Messenger RNA from Capsaspora owczarzaki ATCC 30864, 1332 nucleotides. RefSeq lists its product as hypothetical. Gene Ontology annotation, cellular component: cytoplasm. The transcript is spliced from 12 exons. The record is from RefSeq and is a predicted model, not a curated record. The coding region runs from base 1 to 1332 and encodes 443 amino acids. Gene Ontology annotation, molecular function: nucleic acid binding. Lineage: Eukaryota; Filasterea; Ministeriida; Capsasporidae. Gene Ontology annotation, biological process: methylation.